Messenger RNA from Babesia microti strain RI, 966 nucleotides. Its product is annotated as cyclin-dependent kinase 7. The transcript has 4 exons. The coding region runs from base 1 to 966 and encodes 321 amino acids. The record is from RefSeq and is a predicted model, not a curated record. Lineage: Eukaryota; Apicomplexa; Aconoidasida; Piroplasmida; Babesiidae. Gene Ontology annotation, cellular component: nucleus. Gene Ontology annotation, molecular function: cyclin-dependent protein serine/threonine kinase activity; ATP binding. Gene Ontology annotation, biological process: protein phosphorylation; regulation of mitotic cell cycle.
AUGGAUGAUCCACACCAAAGAUUCGAAAUCCUCGACUCCCACCUAGGAGAAGGUACUUAUGGCAAGGUAGUCGAAGGAUUUGACAGGCUGCUAAACAAAAAGGUUGCCAUCAAGAAGGUUAUGGCCAGUAUACCUUCUGAGGGGUUGAAUAAGAGCUACAUUGGUAUGGUAGGAAUUCACUUAACAACUAUUAGAGAGGUUAAGAUUAUGAUGGAGCUAAAACACGAGAAUCUGAUGGGUAUUAUCGCAAUUUAUCGGGAUGGAGACUUCAUAAACAUUGUAAUGGACCUCAUGAAGACGGACCUCAAGGCAAUCAUCACUUCCAAAGUGAGAUUACAAGAAUCUCAUAUCAAAUGUAUACUUUACCAAAUACUCCUAGGACUGGAAUACCUGCAUAAAUAUUCAUUUGCCCACAGAGAUUUAUCUACUGGUAACAUAUUUAUCUCUGCUGAGGGUAUAUGCAAAUUGGCGGAUUUUGGCCUUUCUAGACAGACAAUUCUACCUCCUGAUGCUUCAACAAACUAUCAAAGGCCUGAAAAAAUGACACACAAAGUUGUUACCCUUUGGUAUCGGCCUCCAGAGUUAUUACUAGGGGCUGAUUGUUAUCAUACAGCUUGUGAUAUUUGGAGUGUAGGUUGUAUAUUCGCCGAAAUGAUAACUGGGCACCCUUUAUUUCCCGGCGUAAAUGAGAUAGAUCAGCUAAGUAAAAUAUACAAAAUAACUGGUACGCCUAGUGAAGAAAACUGGCCAGAAGCUAAAAGGCUGCCAUAUUACACCGAAUACUCUUUCUCUCGUGGCAAAGAAAUUGAACACUUUGUACCAACUUUGAAUUUGCAAGCAAAGGAUUUGUUACAGCGUUUGAUUAAGCUAAAUCCUCAUGAACGUAUAACGGCCACAGAAGCACUAAAGCAUGAAUAUUUUACAACAGCUCAAUUGCCCUGCAAGCCGAGCCAAUUACCCAUAUAA